AUGGCAGACCAAACACCCGCACCAGACCACGCAGCGCCCUCCGUCCCCAACUCACCACUCCCCAAGCGCACCAAAUACACAGAAGCAGCCCCAAGCUUAACAGUAGCCUCAAUCCUCAACGACCAACCCCCCACACCCACACCCGACUCCCUCCCCAACCCCCUCUCCGAAAUGUCCACAACAACCACCAACAACGCCACCGCCCUCCCCUCCAUGCCCUCAAUCCCCGCCAUGCCGCCCAUGUCCUUCGAACCACCUCCACCAGCCCUGCAAAUCAAACGCCUCUCGCCCUCCGCAAAGCUCCCCACGCGCGGCUCCGAGUACGCAGCCGGCUACGACCUCUACGCCUCCAAGGAAGCUGUGGUGCCCGCCCGUGGAAAGGUGCUAGUGGAUACAGACAUCAGUAUUGCGGUGCCGGCGGGGACGUAUGGACGUGUUGCGCCACGGAGUGGGCUGGCGAGCAAGUUUAGUAUUGAUGUGGGAGCGGGUGUGAUUGAUGCGGAUUACAGAGGGCCGGUGAAAGUGUUGCUGUUUAACCUCAGUGAUGUGGAUUUUGAGGUGAAGGUGGGGGAGAGGGUUGCGCAGUUGAUUGUGGAGAGGAUUUACACCCCCCAAGUGCUAGAGGUACAGGAACUCGAAACCACUGUCCGAGGCGCUGGUGGCUUCGGCUCGACGGGAGGGUUUGGUGGAGCGCUUCCUGCAAUGGCUGCUCCAGCAGUGCCAGGUACUGCUCCGCUGCCAUAA
Fulvia fulva is the source of this 744-nucleotide messenger RNA. Its product is annotated as putative deoxyuridine 5'-triphosphate nucleotidohydrolase. Bases 1 to 744 code for a protein of 247 amino acids. Lineage: Eukaryota; Fungi; Ascomycota; Dothideomycetes; Mycosphaerellales; Mycosphaerellaceae. The record is from RefSeq and is a predicted model, not a curated record. Gene Ontology annotation, molecular function: magnesium ion binding; dUTP diphosphatase activity. Gene Ontology annotation, biological process: dUMP biosynthetic process; dUTP catabolic process. The transcript is spliced from 3 exons.